GCGAAACCCCCUGUUUCGGACGUGGAAACGACCCACGAAUGCGUAGUCGUGGAACUCCUCCCGGCCUCCUGGGUAUGGAAGCGACGGCGGCGGCGCGUGAUUCAGAGUAGCGACGACGGCGACGCAUGGUCCCUCCCGCCGCCCGCCACCAUCGUCGACAGCGACCUUUUCCCCGAUUGUACCUGCACCGGUUAGAGUUGGAGAAGACCAACCCCCGCCGUCUUGGGACCCGGUACCAUCCCCGAGAGGUACUUCUUGGGACCCGGUACCCCCAUUUUUUUGCAAUGAGUAUGGGGUUAAUGGAGCGCAUUAGGAAGAGAAGACAUGAGGAUGAUGAUGAUAUGAUGAUGUUCUUCCUUCCCGCAUUACAUUUGUUGCGUUCUAGUUCUCUUAAAGGGAGGAGGGUUAAGAAGCGACGACACACAUCCAAGCUAAGUGGCGAGGAGCAUGUUUUAGAGUUGCUUGAAGGGCAUGUCAAGAACUGCCGAGUAGCAUUCAGAAUGGAACCUGAAAUUUUUAGAGCCCUAGCCAGCUAUCUUAGGAAGGAAAGGUUGGUACGUGACACAAGGAUAAAAGUUGAGGAGAAGCUCGGCUUCUUUCUAUACAUGAUAAGCCAUAACGCUUCAUUCGAAGAUCUGCAAGAAGAGUUCGGGCAUAGUAGUGACACAUUCCACCAUCAUAUAAAACAUUUUUUUGACAUAGUUGUCCCUUCCCUCGCCAAACGAUUUUUGAAGCCUCCUUCUCCAAUGCAAGUACAUUUGAAAAUUGAAAGGAAUCCUAGGUUCUAUCCUUACUUCAAGAACUGCAUCGGUGCAAUUGAUGGCACUCAUGUGCCCAUUACAAUUUCACCUGACAAAGCUGCUCCUUUUAGAAACAGGAAGGGGACUCUCAGCCAAAACGUGAUGGUAGCUUGUGAUUUCGACCUAAAUAUCACUUUCAUGUCUACUGGAUGGGAGGGAUCCGCUACAGAUGCUAGAGUUCUUCGAUCUGCAAUGAACAAUGGAUUCCAUGUACCUCCAGGAAAGUUCUAUUUGGUUGAUGGUGGGUAUGCUAACACCACGUCAUUCCUUGCACCUUAUCGUGGAGUUAGAUACCAUCUAAAGGAAUAUGGGCAAGGUCACCGUAGACCUCAGAACUACAAGGAGUUAUUUAACCAUCGCCAUGCCAUACUGAGGAAUCAUGUUGAAAGGACUUUGGGGGUUGUGAAGAAGCGCUUUCCCAUCCUAAAAGCUGCCACAUUUCACAAAAUAAGGAAUCAAGUGAAGAUACCAGUAGCAGCUGUUGUACUUCACAAUAUUAUUCGGUCACUCAAAGGGGAUGAGGAAUGGUUAGAUAAUCAACCAGAUAAUAUUUCGCCACAAAACUUUGUUGAUCUACCGGAUGGCGAUCAAGGCAACGAUCAAGUAAAUGUCCAAGGAAAUAAUCUUAGAGAUGCAAUAGCACAAGAAAUGUGGAAUGAUUACCAAGAGCAUAGAAAUUAGUGGCACAUUUGUCUAAAAAAUUGGCACAUCUAUUAGCCCUCAUGUAUUCUGUUUUAGUUUGGAAUAGACCAUAUGUUGCUCUGUUCUACAUUUUAUUUACUGUCACAUUGUUACCUCUCUCAAUAUUUGGUUUAAUCCAUUUCUCAUUGUUUAGUAUCCUGAAACAUAAUAUCAUCUAAUUGUUUUCAUAAUAUAAAUUUUCUUUGUUCCUUUAGUUCCAAUUUCAGAAUAGAAAUUUCAGCUAACUGUUUUCAGCAUAGAAAUUUGGUUUAAUACUGUGUUAUAUAAUAUUAGUUAACAUGUUUGGAAGGGGUUCUCCAAGAAUCAACAUGCUCUUAUCAAAAAGUGCAACAAAGAAGCCUUCUCCUAAAGCUGGUGAUCCAAAAAAGCAUGGAGGUUCUCCAAAAGAGAAAUUAAGAGCCGCUUGGAACUCAACUCUAGAGAAAACUCUUGUGGACCUCUUGCAUGAGCACAAAACAGCUGAUUAUAGGGGUCAAAAUGGAUGGACAACAGAAGCAUGGAACAAAAUUGUCAAGGAAUUUCAUCAGAGGGAACAGUAUGUCUAUUUCACAAAGACACAAAUACAAGAUAAGGAAAGAGAGCUGAAAGGGGACUAUAGGUUGCUAAAGGAUGCAAAGAAUCAAAGUGGAGCUCAUUUUGAUGAGAAGAUAGGGAGGAUUACGGCUGACCCAGCUUUAUGGAAAAAUAUACUGACUUCUCAUCCUAAGGCUAAAAAGUUCCGCAACAAGUCUUUUCCUCUAUAUGAGGCCUUGGGGGAGCUUUAUGAUGGGCAAACAGCUGAAGGGACCUACAACUACACCUCCACCCAACUUCCAGAUCUUACUCAAGUAGGAAAUGGAGAUGAAUUUCUCAACAUAGAACAUGAACAAGAUGAAUUGGAAGAAAUCUUGCCUGCACAUGAAGAAGAUGAUGUCCAUGUAGUUAAGGCAGGAGAUGCAACCGGUGAAAGGCAUGAUCCGACGCCACAGAGAAGGACUACUGCUGCAAGAGGGAACAAUGAGGAAAUGAGGACAAAGAGGCAUAAAAAGGGCGAUAACCUAGAAGGAAUAAUGGGAAGAUACAUUGACAUGAGAAUGAAGCAAGCUGAGGAAGAAGCCACACAUCUAGCAAAAGAGAGGGAGGAAAAGGAAGUGAGUCAAGCUGCAGACUUCUCAAUCAAGAAGUGCAUAUCCAUUCUUGGUACAAUGGAAGUUACAAAGGAGGAAAAAGCAAAAGCCUACAAUGCCUUCAAAGACCUUGACAAUAGGCAAAUUUUCUUGAGUGCCUGCGAUGAUGAUGCUGAGUCUGCACUGAUUUGGUUGAGAAACGAGAUGGCUUAGCUGAAAUUACAACAAGGACUGCAGAGAAAUCCAGAAUCGCUUCCUUUUGAUGAGAUACUCUACUGUAACAUUGGAAAUCCCCAUUCCAUUGGUCAACAGCCAGUUACCUAUUUCAGAACUAGAUCAUUGGAUAACUGCAUUUUGUUCAUGCUUUAAACUGCUUUAAACUGAAAUACGUUACAACUAGAACUAGAUCAGUUGUACAUGCUUCUGUUGUUCAUGCUUCUGCAUUGAACUACAUUUUGUUGAACGUGGACUGCAUUUUGCAAAAAACAUGAACUUUACUAUACUAGAGUGAAGCGAACAUGGACUACAUUUUGCAAAAAAAA
Zea mays is the source of this 3150-nucleotide messenger RNA. RefSeq names its product protein ALP1-like. The transcript has 7 exons. Bases 126 to 1481 code for a protein of 451 amino acids. The record is from RefSeq and is a predicted model, not a curated record. NCBI's taxonomy places the organism in Eukaryota, Viridiplantae, Streptophyta, Magnoliopsida, Poales, Poaceae.